GCGCGCCCGGCGGGGCGUGCGCGCGCCCCGCGGAUCGCCAUGGAGGCCUCGGCGAGCGCAGGGGCCGGCGGCGGCGGCGGCGCGGGGCGGCGCUGGUACUUCAGCCGGGAGCAGCUGGAGCGCAGCCCGUCCCGGCGCGCCGGGCUCGACCCGGACAAGGAGCUCUCCUACCGGCAGCAGGCGGCCAACCUGCUCCAGGACAUGGGCCAGCGCCUCAACGUCUCUCAGCUGACCAUCAACACCGCCAUCGUGUACAUGCACCGGUUCUACAUGGUUCAGUCCUUCACCCAGUUCCAUCGCAACUCUGUGGCACCAGCAGCCCUGUUCUUGGCAGCCAAGGUGGAGGAACAGCCUCGUAAGCUGGAGCAUGUAAUCAAGGUAGCGCAUGCAUGCCUGCAUCCUCAGGAUACCCCUCCAGACACUAGAAGUGAGGCUUACCUGCAGCAAGCUCAAGACCUGGUCAUUCUAGAGAGCAUUAUACUGCAGACCCUGGGGUUCGAGAUCACUAUUGAUCACCCCCAUACACACGUGGUGAAGUGCACGCAGCUAGUGCGAGCCAGCAAGGAUUUGGCACAAACUUCCUACUUCAUGGCGACCAACAGCCUGCACCUGACCACCUUCAGCCUGCAGUACACCCCUCCCGUUGUGGCCUGCGUCUGUAUCCACCUGGCUUGUAAGUGGUCCAACUGGGAGAUCCCAGUCUCCACGGACGGGAAGCACUGGUGGGAAUACGUUGAUGGCACUGUAACUCUGGAGCUCUUAGACGAGCUGACUCAUGAAUUCCUGCAGAUUCUUGAGAAAACUCCCAACCGGCUCAAACGCAUCCGCAACUGGCGGGCUUCCCAAGCAGCCAAGAAAUCCAAAGCAGACGACCAAGGAGAAGAUGAGUGCCUCUCAGAGCAAACUAUUCUCAGCAUGAUCUCCAGGAACAAUUCUGACAUGAACAUUGCAGGCUUAAUGAGUAUGUCAACUUCCUCGACUGCAGGAGCCGGGCCUCCCCUCCCAGAUGGAGAGGACUCUCCCACUGAUCUGAGCAGUAUGGAUAUGUUUCAGUCAGAGCACUGGAUGUCCCACCAUCCUCCACACAAGCUAGAGGCUGGCCAGGUUCACAGGACUAACGAAAGCUCAGCAGCCACUGAGCAGGAUGGCGCUGCUUACCAGAAGCAGAGCAGCAAGAGCGCGCCCUCAGCAAAGGUGUCGCUGAAAGAGUACCGCGCCAAGCAUGCUGAAGAGCUGGCCGCACAGAAGCGGCAGCUGGAGAACAUGGAGGCCAACGUGCGGUCUCAGUACGCCUAUGCUGCACAGAAUCUCCUGGUCCAGCAGCAGAGGGAGAGGGAAGUCCAGCAGGAGAACAACCCCUCCCCAGUCCUGAAGAUUCCCACCGGCAGCUCUGAAAGCGCAGAGCGCCCUCCUUUGGAGAAGAGCGACAAGGCCUCCGCCCUGAAGCUGAGGAUCCCUGUGGCAGGGGGAGGAGGGGACAGACAACUCUCCUCGAAACCAGAGGAGAUCAAAAUGCGCAUCAAGGUGCCGACUGCCUCGGAUCGGCACAGCUCCUCAGACGAGAGCAGCGGGAAGAGCCGGGAGCACAAGGAGAAACACAAGGCCCACUUGUCCAACCACCACCAUCACAAUCAUCACUCGCACAAACACUUGCACGUGCAGCCAGCAGCUGGGGCCAGUGGCGCCGGGGGCAAGCGACCAGGAGACUCUAAACACAGCAGCCAGCAGGGCAGCCUGGCCCAUAAAAGCUUCAGCUUGUCUGGGUCCUCUCGGAAAAGGCCUCUCCUGGAAGAGGCGUCUGCUGCUGCACAUGAGCACCAGCCAAAAAUCAGUAAGAGCUCCAAAGCUGCUGGCAUGCAGUUUUCUUUUGCCCACCUCCCCGGGGCUACCCAGCUUCCUGGGCACAGCUUGGAUACAGCUGGCCUCCCCUUCCCCCAGGCCGGCAAAGCCAGGGGGACCCAUGGGAAAUCGGACAAAGGCCCCACCGGUGCUAAUGGGCACAACGCAAACCAGGCCAUUGACUACCAGGAUACAGUCAACAUGCUGCACUCGCUGCUGAGCGCCCAGGGUAUGCAGCCCACCCAGCCCCCAGCUUUCGACUUUGCCCACUCGUAUGGCGAGUACUUGAAUCCAAGGGCCGCUGGGAGCUCCAGAGCUGCCAACACGGACAAGCCCCGACCACCCCCACUGCCCUCAGAACCCCCUCCCCCCCUCCCUCCUCUGCCCAAGUAAAGUCCUUUUUACUACUGAGUUUGUAUAGACAUGCCUGGAAUCUGGGCCACCCCCUGCAGGGGAGGGGCAGGGUGGUCUGACCCCACUGCCUCACAAAACUAUUUUAUUAUUAUUAUUAUUAUUUUAUUAUUUUUAUUGGUCUUAGAGUGCGGAGUCCUCCAAGCUGUGAAAGGAUAAGAAAUGUCCUUCCUUCUCCUCACUCUCCCCAUCAGAAUCCCACUGGGCUGCAGGGGCCUGCCCCCUCUGGGAACGGAGGCCCCUCUGGGCGUUGCAGUGGGGGCGGGGAUGUGGGGGUACCUAAAACGUGUCGCAGAAUCUCUUAAAGACAUUUUUAAAAUAAUUUAAACAGUAAGUUAUAUCUGUUCGUAGUAUUUUGUUCACUUUAAUUUUGUGAAGCUGGCUGGUGGUGUAAAGUGCCCUAGCGCUGCUGCAGGGGCUGGGGGAGGGAGCUUGUGUGAAGGGCUUGCAUGGCUUGUCCUCGGCUCGUUUGAGCAUUGAGUGGUGUAGAGAAGGUGGUCAGGAGCUGACCUGUAAGAAGAGGGCCAUGAAUGGAAGCAGCAUGGUCUGGUGGUGAUGGAGCCAGGCAAUUCCAGCUUGGGGCAUUACCUGGGCUGAGUCGCUUCAGUUUCCUCCUUUGUGAAAUAAGGUUGGUGCUGACCACCUCCUCCCCCUUGCAAAAGGCUUUACCCACCGGUUGGUGUUGGCUCUGUCCCUCCUUCCUCUGGAGGGGAGGAUCCCUGUGCACCUCAGUAUCACUGGGAGGCAAGGGCAGUUCCCUACCAGAUCGUGCUGGUUCCAUUGAAAAGUCCCCACUGCUGUGACUGAUUCAGUCUGCCAUGUGCCAGUAGUGAGGGGGGGUUACAGGGUCAGAGUGAUGGGAGUCUGGCUGGCUGUAGCACAAAGGGGCUGCUGAAAUGCGGAUGGGUCUGCCGCCUAGAGCAGCAGCAGCAAGGUGCCAUCAGGGAUCUCGCUCCAGUCUCCUGUGGGGGGGGAAGCGUGAUAGUGGAGGUGAGAUUGGGGAUGGGGGAAGGUGCUGUGCCCAGGAGGGUGGUGAAACAGAAUUGUGAUUGGGGGUGCUUCAAAGUGUAUUUCAGUCGCAUUAUGGAAUAAGAUUCUUCAUAUUUGUUGUUACAAAGAAAAAAAACUGCAAAAAAGUGAACUGUUUUGAAAUAGUCCUUUCUAGGGGCCUGAGGUUGAAUGUGAAAGGACCAGUCAGGCCAGUGUGUGACUUGAGUUUUCACUGCAAAAGGGGCUGGGACCCCCACUUGGGCUGACAUUCCUGUGGGGGUUGGGAAUCUCUGUAUUUCCCCGAGCCAGCUGGGGCCAGAGUUGCUGCCUGUGUAUUUCUGCCCGCUCAGUUGCUCAUAAAGACAAGCGGUCACGUGCUUGGAGCUGGCUUGAGUUCUGGGGGCUGUAAUUGGGAGCCCCCCGCAGGUGGCAGUGGCUGGAAAGAGACCUAGUCAUUUCUGCCUAAUGCAGAAUCCUCCUUGCAUUUGCCCAAGUCUCUUGGAAUCUGACCAUUUAACCCCCCACCCGCUGGCUAACACUAGUUCUGUUGCAGAGUAUGUGCGCCAAAGAUGCAGCGCAGACAUCUCCUAGGAUCUGAGGCAGCUGCUGGGGACAGGUCACCGUCCGGGUUUUUAAUGGCAUCCUCUCAAAAUGCACAAGUCCUCUGUAAAGCUUGGGCUGGAUUCUGCACUUACUCUGGUGUCAAUCUGGGGGAAAUUGCUGAAGUCAAUCCAGACUGACACAAGUUUUACCCAGAGGAGAGUCUGACCCACUGCAUCUGGCUGAUGUAAUGCAAAAGCACCAAGAUACAGAUUAGCUGAGGGAGGGACUCUAGGAUCAGCCUACCUGUGUCUCCAGUUAGCAUUGUUAGAGCAGUUGAGUUUCUGCUGUCUAGAAAAGUCAGUCCUGCAUCUGUGUGGCACAGACCGGAGGGUACCACUAGGGGUAGCUCGCUGAGGGACCCCUGCGGCUGCUUUGCUGCUGCUCUCUCCCAGAAUGUGGACCCAGAGCUGCUAGGGAAGCAGGGGAGCCCUAGCUAGUUUUGGGCAAGCUUUUUUGUUUCAUUUACUCAUCUCCCCAAGAAGCUGGAGGUUUUCUCUUCUGGCACAGGUUAUAAUUUUCCAAAUUUCCAGUAAACUGGCUUCACAUGCUUUUGGGAAACUUCAUGUCCCCUGCAUUGAACUCUGCCUGUCUUUUUAACUUUCUGUUUAACCUGGAACUGCACUGUCCCAGGCCAGGGAGACUCUCUCAGUGCAGGGCUGUCAUCUGGUUUUGCGUGCAAAACUUUUAUUCCCUUUUUACGUAUGUAACGCUGAGACUCCCAGCAGGGAUUUGGUCUUUGCUUAACCUGCAGCUUUUGUGGCACACUAGCUGUCUCUUUAACCAAGCCAUUAAUGAGGCUUUCUUUUAAUCACGGACAUAGGCACUUUCUAGCUCUGCCCUUUCGCUUUUAGGGAUUUUUAGCUUACUGAUUCAGAUGCAGCCUCCUCUGCAGGGGUUGGAUGGAGCAGACCCUUCAUAGGGUUCAACAGACUGGCGUUUCUCUGGGGGGUGUCUUGUCAGUUUCUGGAAAUUUUUUUUUUUUUUUUUUAAAUGGCUACAUUUCUUAGAACUUCCAGCUGCAAAGCUAACCCUGGGGUUGAUGCACUGCCCUUAGCCCGCUGCCAUAAACAAGUACAGCCGAUGACCAGGCUUCCGGAAUUCCGUUCCCAUUUGGACCCCUCAGUGGAAAGGCCAGUCUUUCAAGAGUGCUCAGUGCCCGCCAGCUCCCACAGAGAUCACCCAGGAAGCUAGAAUCCUGGUUUGGUGGAUUGUGUAAAACUUCAAGCUCUCUUAAAAAAUGGAGGGGGGGAAACCCAACUGUUAAAUUAUCUCCUUCACAACAGGUGUGAGCUUGCGAAUCCUGCAUAGUUUGUGGUAUGUAAGGGGCACAGGCCUUGUGGGUAUUUUUCCUGUGUGGUGGAUCAUAUUUUAAAGGAUGGGGCUUGGGUUAAGAUUGUGGGGGACAAAUUCUGGGGGAAAAAAAAAAAUCUUUGUUCUCUAGGUUUCUUUCCCUGUGUGAUUUAAAAAAAAAAUUUUUUUUCAUAAGAGAAAGUAUAAAAAGGUAAAUGAUUUAUCAGGGGUUUCCUUUUUAAGAUAUAGUAAGAGUUUGGCUUGAAUCAUGGGGGAACUUUCUUCUGGCAUCCCUGUCCAAAAUGCAUCUCACAUCCCAUAUGGAAAAAGAGCACAAUGCACUGAGUAGAGAAAUCACUCGUGUUUCAGGCACUCUUAAAUGCAUGAAUUCAGUGUUUGCUUUACCAUCUAAAAUUGCCUCUAGGUUUUACCCAGAAUUCUUGGUGUGCUCAUGUAAUAGAGCAGAGAAUCUGACUUCCCAUAUGCUAUGGGCCCAGCUUGGGUGUGAUGGGAAGAGUGGGCAUUAGUGGAUCAGGAAAUGGAAGUAGGUAGCCCUGACUGAAACUCAUUUGGCAUUCUGUGCUUUGGUAUGAGCUGACUUUCCUCCUGGCAGUGGAAAGAAUGGCAUGGGUGUAAGUCACUGGAUGUUGGAGGUGGGGUGGAGGCUGCUCCACCUUAAGUACUUGAUGGUUGCUUUUCCUGCAUUGCCUCUCUCUGGGUAAGUAAUCUGGCUUCCGCCAUAUCUGUGCAAAGGAGGCUACUCUGUCACUGUCACCGGGUGUGAAAUGUACAGUGCUGCUGAAAUUAGCAGACACUUUCCAUGAAUGUUCCAAUCUUUUCUUCCACAUUCAGUUUGUCCCCAUAUUUCUUGAGAAGGUGGGGAGUAAAAUAUAGGGUCUGUGAAACCUCUGCAGUGAGGGAAGGAAGCUCUGCCCGAACUUUCCACAGCACAGAUAACCUCCUGCAGUCAUGACUCUGCUCUCUUUCACAUAGACACUAAGCAAACAUGGAUUGUGAAGAUAACAGCCCUGCACCCUGGUCGCACUCCAACAUGCUUUUCCCCUCUGAGGAGGUGUAUGGUCUAAAAUUCUUCAUUCCUUUGUUUGGGGAAGUGAUGGGAGGGAAGGAUGACUGCAGGGGGGAGAGAGGAAGGGCAAUUUAAUCCUAUUCUGAAGUGUUACAAAUAUUUAAACUUUGGACAUUAUUUUUUAAAAAGAGAGACAAGUUUGCUACAAUUCCAUUGUAAACUCAUUUCCCUUCCAGACAUGGCUAUGCUGGCUGUCUGGGAGGAGCACAACUGGCUUGAGCCUUCACUGCCACCCCGCUAUUGGGAUGCGAAAGGAACGCUUGACAGCAUUCAAAGUACUGGUGCUUCACAACACCUUUGACUACUGGCGGUCUGUACAUAGUGAGGGCUGGGGGGUGAUAAACUGCACCAUUCCUAAGCUUUCUCCUUUCUGUGAUUAUAUGAAACUCUGAUUGGAUUCAAAUUUUUUUUUAAACCCACAUCAAGCCAAAGAGCCCAAUCAAUGCGUUUUCUGAUCUCUCAAUCUCUCACUCAGGGUCUGCCUUGUGGUUGCAAACUGACCAAUUUGGGUUUUUCCCUUCCCUUCCACUGCUGCUGUUGCCUGUCUCCUGAUACCUACUGCAUUGUUUCUCUCCCCCCCGCCCCCCAUACAAAAUGUGAAGAGCUUCCUGUGCACAAACCAGCAGGAAGCUGGAUAACUAAUGGGGCUACAGGUGUUGGCGAUCUUGCUGUCAAGUAUGUUUCUCUCUGUAUUUAUCCACAUCAAUAAAAGUUAAAGGCAAAGGAGUCAAUGAA
Chelonia mydas (Green sea turtle) is the source of this 6955-nucleotide messenger RNA. RefSeq names its product cyclin T1 (gene CCNT1). Gene Ontology annotation, biological process: regulation of transcription by RNA polymerase II; positive regulation of DNA-templated transcription, elongation. The transcript has 9 exons. The record is from RefSeq and is a predicted model, not a curated record. Lineage: Eukaryota; Metazoa; Chordata; Testudines; Cheloniidae. Gene Ontology annotation, cellular component: nucleus; cyclin/CDK positive transcription elongation factor complex. Gene Ontology annotation, molecular function: cyclin-dependent protein serine/threonine kinase activator activity. The coding region runs from base 40 to 2232 and encodes 730 amino acids.